AUGGAAAAAGGGUUGUUGAUAAAGGAAACAAAGGAGGAGAACAGAGAAGAAGGUGGUUUUCAAAGAUGUGGUGGGUUUGUUCGAGAAGUGAAGAAGUUGGGUUACAUAGCAGGGCCUAUGGUGGCUGUGAAUCUGUCACAGUACUUUCUGCAGAUCAUUUCGAUCAUGAUUGUUGGUCAUUUGGGUCAGCUCUUUCUUUCCAGUACUGCUAUAGCCAUCUCCUUCUGUGCAGUCACCGGCUUCAGUCUCAUUUUUGGGAUGGCCUGUGCACUCGAAACUCUCUCUGGGCAAGCAUAUGGAGCUCAGCAGUAUCGACUGCUAGGACUACAUAUAAGCACUGCCAUCUUCUCUCUAAUGCUAAUUUGUCUUCCUCUGUCUCUUGUGUGGAUAUAUAUGGAGAAAAUACUAGUGUUGUUAGGCCAAGACCCUCUGAUUUCGCAUGAAGCGGGUAACUUUGCAAGGAUGCUUUUACCUGCACUGUUUGCUUAUGCAGCUCUUCAGCCACUUUGUAAAUAUCUCCAGACACAAAGCUUGAUCGUUCCCUUGCUUUUAAGCUCUUGCGCCUGUGUGUGCUUCCAUAUACUUGUCUGCUGGGUCUUGGUGUUCAAGUCUGGCCUAGGAAACCUGGGGGCAGCUUUAGCCAUUGGUAUGUCUUAUUGGUUGAAUGUGGUUCUACUCGUACUAUAUGUAAAGUACUCCAGCACCUGUGCACAUACCAGGGUUCAAAUUUCCUAUGAAAUAUUUCAAGGCAUUGAAGACUUCUUACGUUUUGCUAUUCCGUCUGCUAUAAUGAUUUGCCUAGAAUGGUGGUCAUUUGAGAUCCUUACCUUGCUUGCUGGUUUUCUACCGAAUCCACAGCUUGAAACUUCAGUUUUAUCAGUUUGUUUGUCAACUAUCUCAUCACUGUAUACAAUUCCAGAAGCACUAGGUGCCGCAGUAAGUACUAGAGUGUCAAAUGAACUAGGAGCUGGAAACCCACAAGCAGCUAGUGUAGCAGUUGUUGCUUCGAUGUUUCUUACCGUCUCCAGUUCAGUCAUUAUAAGCUCAACAGUCUUUGCCAGUCAAUCUGUUUUUGGCUACAUUUUCAGCCGUGAGAAGGAAGUUGUGGAAUAUGUCACUGCCAUUGCUCCUUUGCUUUGUCUGUCAGUUAUAGCAGACAGCUUACACGCAGUUCUUUCUGGUAUCGCUAGGGGAUCCGGCUGGCAGAACUUGGCAGUGUAUGUCAACCUAGGAGCUUAUUAUCUUGUUGGGAUUCCUGUGGCUGCUACGUUGGGUUUCUGGUUCGACUUCAGAGGAAAAGGCCUUUGGAUUGGAAUACUAGUCGGUUCUUUUCUGCAAGCAGUUUUUUAUUCUAUCAUAACAAGUUGUACAAACUGGGAAGAAAAGGCAAAGAAGGCGAGGGAGAGAAUAUUAGAGGAAGCAGCUUUAGUAAGAUAGCAGCAUUUCCAUUAUGUUCACAG
Argentina anserina (silverweed cinquefoil) is the source of this 1460-nucleotide messenger RNA. RefSeq names its product protein DETOXIFICATION 14-like. Gene Ontology annotation, molecular function: antiporter activity; xenobiotic transmembrane transporter activity. The transcript is spliced from 7 exons. Gene Ontology annotation, biological process: xenobiotic detoxification by transmembrane export across the plasma membrane. Gene Ontology annotation, cellular component: membrane. The record is from RefSeq and is a predicted model, not a curated record. The coding region runs from base 1 to 1437 and encodes 478 amino acids. NCBI's taxonomy places the organism in Eukaryota, Viridiplantae, Streptophyta, Magnoliopsida, Rosales, Rosaceae.